AAGAGGUUGCCUUUAACUUAUAACGUGGAGUUGACGUGGAGCUACACACAGCAAAACAGUAUUUUAUGGCAGUCUUUAUCCGUAAUUUAGUAGCAUUAUUCGUGGUAUUAUUUAUUUUUUAAAAAGAUGUGCUUUAAGGAAGUGUUUCCAUAAUCAAUGGAAUGCAAUUUAGCCACACAGUUCACAAAUCCAGCUGGGUUUGAGAGCAACAUACCGCCGUUUGUACAAUAAAACACAUUAACAAAAACAUUAUCUUCAUGUAAAUAAAUUACGUUAUUUAUUCAUUUGUAAAAGUUGCAAAGUACUGCAGUACUAGAACUGUGUUUUUAAAGGUAAAAGCCUAUAGUGUGUGAGUAUUCUAGCGUUCAACUUUUUUUGUUUCAUCUUCUUAGCAAAACUACAGUUGUUUUUCUUUGUUUGUUUUUUUUUUCACACAAUGUCUCCGAUGGGUAUCCGACUUUCCCCUCUCGGAGUGAUCAUAUUUUGUUUAUUGGGGCUUGGUGUGAUAUACCAUCUGUACUCCGGGGUUAUAGCUAAUCGAAUAGCCUCGUUUCGGCAACCGAAGACUGUGAAUCUGCGGGAGCUUCUGGCACUGUCUGUGGAAGCUGCAGUUCUGGGAGGACAAGAAGUGAAAAGAAUUCGAGAAGAAAAUGCUCUGCAUGAGAAAUCUAAAGGGAAGACUAGAGAAGGAGCGAAGGAGAUGCUUACUACGGGAGACUUAUUUUCACACAGGAAGAUGUUUAAUCUUAUAAGAAACACAUUCCCCAAUAUACGGGUCAACUCAGAAGAACACGAUGAUGCUUCUGUUCAUGAAACUAGUGUGUGGAACCAUGUGAUCCCUGAAGACAUAAGAAAUACGAUCAGUGAGUCAAGGGAAGUGCCGGCAGAAAGCAUCACGGUGUGGAUUGACCCACUGGAUGCCACUCAAGAGUAUACAGAGGACCUCCGUCAGUAUGUUACUACUAUGGUGUGUGUUGCUGUAGAUGGUGUACCGGUGAUUGGAGUUAUCCACAAACCUUUCUCAGCCUACACAGCUUGGGCAUUGGUGGAUGGUGGUUCUAACAUAAAGGCUCGUACAUCCUAUAAUGAAAAAUCGCCACAAAUAAUUGUUUCCCGCUCUCAUGCUGGGAAGGUGAAGGCCUUUGCUCAGAAAGCAUUUGGAAAUGACACAGUUAUCAUUCCAGCUGGUGGAGCAGGAUACAAGGUCCUUUCUCUUUUGGAUGUGCCUGAUGAGAAGCAUGAAAAAGCAGAUGUUUACAUCCAUGUGACUUAUAUCAAGAAGUGGGAUAUUUGUGCCGGAACUGCCCUGCUUAAAGCACUGGGAGGUCACAUGACAACUCUCAAAGGCGAGGAAAUUGACUAUGCUGGGUCUGAAGCAAACGAGGGAGGGCUUGUUGCUAGCAUAAACAUGAACCAUAAAGCAUUAGUUUAUAAAUUGCCAAACAUGUAACAGGUAAAACACUCCAUAUUUCAUAUUCAAGUUGAAAAGUUUGUUAAGUAAGUUUCAGGAGGCUUUAUAUUGGGUUUUCAGUCCGGGUUUGAUAAAGAUAUUUUUACAAUGUUAGGUUCAGUUAUAUCAAAGAUAUGUUCACAAAACUGGAUAAAUUGGACACAGGGUAAAUAUUGGAACGCAUGUUCCUAACGCUGAUCUUAAUUGUGUGUAGGGGUGGAGAGGAGAGGUUAUUUAAGCACCUCCACAUUGGGAGAUACGUUUUCAAUCCGUGUGCAUUAAAGUCGUGUAGUGGGAGUAUGAAUAUACUGCUAGGUUGUAUAUUUGGCAGGGGUAAGGCCUGUUUUGCUGCACAAACAGUAAAGUUGACUUUUAAAGACUUCAUUGAUUUGCGCAAUGUAAACUGUUCAUUGUGUCCUCCAGUCUUCUAAGCGGCCAGUCUGAAUUGUUCAAUAUGUUUGCCGUUUGUCUUUGGCUGGAAAUACUAAUCAGGCUUCUUGGACUGCCCAUAGUGUAACGGACUCCUUAGUAAAGGUGGAUGGGUUAGUGUGUGUAUGUGUGUGUUGCUAACUUAUUGGAUAAUGUGGUGAUCAGUUGUAACAAAGCACUGCCUAAUUUUAUCUUCCAAAACUUUCAAAAACACAAAUGACAACUACAGUCUGAUAUUUUUUUUUUUUAUUAUUUUUUACAUUAUUUAUUUUGCUCAUGUUCACCCAUAACUUCAUUCCAUGAAAAUGUUUUGUUUGUUACACUAUUAAAUCAUCAAUUAAUCAUGGCAAUGCCAGUAUUUUGUGGGAAUGAGUUUGUCCUAAUUCACAGAAGCUCGUGCUUGCCAGGAGUCUAGAACUGAUGACAUUUACAUUUUGGAUGGAAUGGUUGUCUGUAGCAAGUUGGGGUGUAUAUAUAUAUAGUGAAUGUAUAGGAUAUUUCAUCCACAGUACACUUCAUGUAAAUGUAUUUUGGCAUUAAGUUAUAAAACAUUUGUAUAAACUGUUC
Polyodon spathula (Mississippi paddlefish) is the source of this 2446-nucleotide messenger RNA. It is a transcript of the gene bpnt2, whose product is annotated as 3'(2'), 5'-bisphosphate nucleotidase 2. Bases 437 to 1450 code for a protein of 337 amino acids. Gene Ontology annotation, molecular function: 3'-nucleotidase activity. Gene Ontology annotation, biological process: phosphatidylinositol phosphate biosynthetic process. Gene Ontology annotation, cellular component: endomembrane system. The record is from RefSeq and is a predicted model, not a curated record. The transcript has 5 exons. NCBI's taxonomy places the organism in Eukaryota, Metazoa, Chordata, Actinopteri, Acipenseriformes, Polyodontidae.